This is a messenger RNA of Drosophila grimshawi, 1877 nucleotides long. It is a transcript of the gene Kaz, whose product is annotated as E3 ubiquitin-protein transferase MAEA. Gene Ontology annotation, molecular function: protein binding; ubiquitin protein ligase activity. The transcript has a single exon. Lineage: Eukaryota; Metazoa; Arthropoda; Insecta; Diptera; Drosophilidae. Gene Ontology annotation, cellular component: nucleus; cytoplasm; GID complex. Gene Ontology annotation, biological process: proteasome-mediated ubiquitin-dependent protein catabolic process. The record is from RefSeq and is a predicted model, not a curated record. Bases 120 to 1298 code for a protein of 392 amino acids.
GUAUUAUCGAUUUAUUGGUAUCAUCGAUAAUUUUACAGCUGGGGAACAAAGCAACCAAUUGCGUCUCAUUAUAAAAAAGCGAAAAUAAAUAACAAAUCAAACGAAACGCAAUUUCCAAAAUGUCGGAAAUAAAGGCGUUGGAGCACGCCACGCUAAAAGUGCCAUACGAGAUACUGAACAAACGCUUCCGCUCAGCCCAAAAGAUAAUCGACCGUGAAGUCGAUCAAGUAAUGAAUGUUUCCCGUCAAGUGGAAAAGGCCUUGGACGCCCAGCAACCUCCAAUUCUAUCAGACAUGACCAAGCUAGUGGCCAAUGUUGAGCAGAAAUUGCAGGUGCUCAAGCGCAAGGCCGACGAGAGCAUCAACGAUGAGCUGAACGUCACACAAAUCUGCAAGCGCAAGCUGGAGCACCUCAAGGGCAUAAUCCCACGCAGCAAUGGUGAUGUUUGCCUGGGUUCGGUUGAUCAGUGGAAGCGCAUUCGACUCGAUCGCUUGGUCAUCGAGCAUCUGUUGCGCAUGGGUUACUACGAGACGGCUGAAGAGCUGGCAGCCCGUUCGGAUGUGCGCCACCUGACCAAUCUGGACAUCUUUCAAACGUCUCGCGAAGUGGAGGACGAUCUGGCUAAUCACAGCACAACGAAAUGUGUGCUCUGGUGCAUUGACAACAAGUCAAAGCUGCGCAAAAUCAACUCAACCAUUGAGUUCAGCCUGCGUGUGCAGGAAUUUGUCGAGCUGGUGCGUCAAAAUCAACGCUUUGAGGCUGUCAAGCAUUCUCGUCGCUACUUUCCCGCUUACGAGAAGACCCAGUUGAAUGAGAUCUGUCACGUCAUGGCCCUGCUGGCCUAUCCGGCUGACACCGAUAUCGAGCAUUACAAAAAAUAUACAGAUCCCAAACGCUGGGAGCAGCUGGUUCUUGACUUUCGUCACGAAAACUAUCGCCUCUUCCAGCUGUCGAACACAUCAGUCUUCUCAGCAGCCGUACAAGCGGGGUUAUCAGCAUUGAAGACGCCACAAUGCUACUCGCAGACCUGCCGCAAUCUCAACUGUCCCGUCUGUCAGGAGGAUCUCAAUCGGAUUGCGCUCAAGUUGCCAUAUUCGCACUGUGUGCAGAGUCGACUCAUUUGUCGCGUCACCGGCAAGCCACUCAACGAGCACAAUCACCCGAUGAUGUUGCCAAAUGGCCAGAUCUAUGGUCGGUCCGCACUGCAGAAGAUAACCAAAGAAGAUGGCACCAUUACUUGCCCGGUUACAAAUGUUAAGUUUACCAAACCCAAAAUCGACAAAGUAUUUAUCAUGUAAGCUGACCACACAAUGUCAGCUCCCUAGAUGUUGUUAAAAUCAAAUCCUUAUACAGUAGUCGCUGGAAAACUUUAUUAUCGCUCAACUAUCCUCAGUUCUGAAGCACUUAUUGGAUAUUAUGAUUCAAUUAAUUUUCCUUCAAUUGAAUUGCCGUAAAAGACUGCCGUAAUAUGUGAUUCGAUGAUCAAAUAUUAUCGGCUUAAUUUUCAAGCGAUUACUGUACUAUCAUUAUGUUAAGCAAAAGACUAUAUUUUGUAUAACUCAUAUAUAUAUAUACGUAUUUAUUAAGUAGCGCUUCACAUGUCAACAAGAACUGCGCAUUUGAAUUUCGAUUACGACUAAAUAAUUCUUUCGUCCAGCAUUUGCUUGGCGUCGCUGCGCCGUCGCAACUCUAUUGAUUUUUCGUGGCAGCGCUGUCGGUAACAGCAGCAGCAACAACAGCAGCAGCAGCAGCAGGAGUAUGUCGAUGUUGAUUCAUGCUGUGUGCAACGCGGACGACGUUAUUUAAUUCCUCCUAAGUGAAAAAAAAAACACUUCAAAUAUAUCAAUAUAAAUAAAGAAAAAUCAUAUAAAUAAGCC